Molecule: messenger RNA, 456 nt
Organism: Vigna radiata var. radiata (mung bean)
Lineage: Eukaryota; Viridiplantae; Streptophyta; Magnoliopsida; Fabales; Fabaceae
Exons: 2
Coding region: 49-456 (135 amino acids)
Molecular function (GO): zinc ion binding
Source: RefSeq, a predicted model, not a curated record
UUCCAGAGCUUAACCAAUCUUCAUCCCAUUCUUGGUGGUUGGCUAGCAAUGUCUCAUUCGCAAUCUUCUUCUUCUUGUUGCCAUGGCAUGAGCCGCCGAAAUUGUUAUUCCUCACAUGGUGGGGGUUCAAUGGGAUUAGGGAUAAUUCCCAUUUGCAAUUGUGGUGAGAGCACAGUAGUAAAAAUGGCUAGAACUUCAAAGAAUGCUGGAAGAUAUUUUUGGGGUUGUCGUAACUACAAGAGUGGAGCUGGAAAUGUGACUUGGUGUAACUAUUUCAAGUGGUGCAAUGAAGAAGAAAUUGAUGAAAAGGAUGUUAUCAUUCANAGGCAAAGGAGUAAGAUCUGUGAUAUGGAGAAGACAAUGAAAGCUUUGAAGAGAAGCAUGAAGUUAUUAGUAUCAGUGAUCUGUGUUCUUAUUGUAGUCAUCAUAGUUAUGUUGUGUGUGUUAUUAGGUUGA